UACUGUCUGAUGUUUUCCGCCGUUUGGUUGCUAGGUGUUUUAGCGUCCUCUCUGAGUACGGUUGCUAGCUAAUGGCUACCUGUGAAUGUCGUGUAAGUGAAGCCUGUGACUUCUGAACGAAAAUGCGUUGUCUUUGUUUCGUUUAUGGAUAAACACAUUGCAAGAGAGAUGGACACGUAAACGCCAAGAAAAUAAUGCGCGAAUAAGUGCUCAGCAGCAUGCUUGCUGGAAGUGCAAAAGCUCAUUUAAUGUAAGUUUCACAUUGUGGAGGUGGUUGGAGAGAUUUUUGGACACACAUGUGUUCCAGACAGACUGACAGGAUGGGGGACAUCUUGGCAACUGAGGCUGAUCUUCUUGGGAUGAUAAAGGAGUUCCUUAAGUUUGAAGACUUUGAAGAUACUAUUCAUAGUUUCGACAAGGAGUGCAAAAGCAAAGGCAAGCUGGUGUCAAAGCCUCAGGGAAGUGCUCUCAGAGACUACAAGACUCUUAACAUUCAGAAAGAUCUCCUGAGUUCUUUUGAUGAUGGAGACCACAAAGUGUUCUUCGAACUGUGGACGGAAAAUAUUCCCUCUGAGGUAAAAGACACAGACCCUGAGGCCCAGAGCCUUGAGUUCUACCUUCACAUCCACUUCACCAUCUACCCACUGAGGAGGCACCCAGGCAGACAUGACCGAGCUGAGUUUGAGGAGAGGAUUUCCUUCUUCAAGCAGUACCUGGAGACUCGUGGAGCAGCACUAAGUCAGACCACAAAGUUUCUGCCUUACUAUGCCUUGCCUUUCGUUCCUAACCCCACUGUCCACCCUUCAUUCAAGGAUCUUUUCCAGGAUUCAUGGAUACCACAGUUGAAGGAUAAGCUGGAGCAUUUCUUAUCGGUGACACUAAAGCCGUCCAACACCCCGAGGCUGCUGAACUUAUAUAAGGAGGGAGGAAGGAGUACUAAAGACACAAUUCAACAGUUACAGCUCCAGCUCGUCGAAUCAGACCGGCGCACCGCCAGCUACGUACGGAAGUACAACAAGAUGCAGGCCGACUACCACAACCUGAUUGGAAUCACUGCUGAGCUGGUCGACUCAUUGGAGGCUACUGUCAGCGGAAAAAUGAUCUCCCCUGAGUACCUGCAGAGUGUGUGUGUUCGCCUGUUCAGCAGCCAGAUGAGACAGAGCGUGGUGCAGAGCACUGACUUCACCAGACCGGGCACUGGAUAUUACUCUAUGAGUCCCUAUGAUGAUGGAUAUGCCUCCUCAAUGCUACGAGCCUCCAUAGCACCACCGAGAUCUAAGGAGGUGCCGAUGCUUCCCUCACUGGACUACGUGAAGCUGAAGAAAGACCUGUGUGAAGGUCCAGACAGACUCAGGUCCCUGCUGCUCCAGGCUCUGCGCUGGAGACUGACUCGCUCGCUCCCGGGUGAACAGAGAGACACGGUGCUCCAGGCUUAUAUCAGUAAUGACGUGCUGGAGCACUACAGCACAAAGCAGCCUCCAGCCAUAGGGCGCCAUAUUCAGGACAUAAACCAUUUACAGAAAGGAAAAAGUGUGCUUCAUUUAAUGAGAUCCAAGUCCGAGAUCGUCCGCCAGUACAUGGCUCGCCUCAUCAAUGCAUUCGCUUCUCUAGCAGAGGGUCGUGUUUACCUUUCCCAAACCCCCAUUCUACUGAAACUUCUGACGGAGGCACUAAGGACAGAGGAAAAAGAAUCUCUGACGAGAGAGAAUGUGCUAGUGGCUCUGCAGAGACUCAGCCUCAGGAGGAGUCAGCAAACCCCCAUGAUCGCAGACGAUCUGAUUGGCUGGCUGGUGGAUGAGCUGCAGGAUUCAGACUGCCUGAGCGAUUACACGCUGGAGUACGCUGCCGCUCUGCUCAUGAACCUGUGUCUGCGAACUAAAGGAAAAAGGAAGUGUGCAGAGAACGCCAAGCAUGUGCUAAAGGUUCUAACUGACCUCCUUGGACACGAGAACCAUGAGAUUCGUCCGUACGUGAAUGGAGCCCUGUACAGUAUCCUGUGUAUUCCCUCUGUGAGACAGGAAGCCAAAGAGAUGAGUGUAGAGGAGAUCCUCCGCUGCUACAGCAAGGAGGAGAACCCGGACCUCAACAGACAGAUUGAGUUCAUCAUUAAACAGCUGAACUCAGCUGAAGAAGAGGGACCAGAGUCAGACGAUGAAGAAGAGGAGGACGACAACGAUGAGGACUUAAUGGAGGCAGACCCCGAUACAGAGGAAGUUCUCCAACCGCAGCCCAGGGAACUGUGUGGGGAGAGUCUGCUGACAACAGAGUACCUUGGAAUUAUGACCAACAUGGCAAAAUCAAAGAGGAAGACGAGCCCUCUGCAGCGAACGAGCAUUGAUGAACCCCUGCAACGGCCAGUCACCCCCAGUUCUCAUCGCAAUGUCGGUGCAGUGGAUUAUCGAUCCAGCGAGGGAGGAAGCCUCCCACCAUCCCGACACAACUCCCGACCUCCUUCACGCUCUGGCAGUCGCCCCAGCACCGCUGACUCCUUACGCCACAGCAUCGACUCUGAAUGCGGCCGGUUGUCCCAGGAGUCAGAGUUGGAAGGGCCAUAUGAAGGGCGAGCCAGAAAAGGACACUCCCAGGAGGAACACAACGGACACACUGCCAGUGGGGGACUUUAGCCUUGCAUUUGAAAGCCAGCCCAAGAGUCCCCUAACACCUGACUCAGCAGCCAGCCAGAACAGUGCUAACCGGGCUCGGAGUCUGACUCUGGCACCCCAGUUCUCCCAGGCGGAGCCACAGCAGAGCAGCCGGCCUGGGUCUGCCAGCUCUGUAGGAGGAGGAGGAGGAGGAGGAGG
Labrus bergylta (ballan wrasse) is the source of this 2801-nucleotide messenger RNA. RefSeq names its product lisH domain-containing protein ARMC9. Gene Ontology annotation, biological process: cilium assembly. Gene Ontology annotation, cellular component: ciliary basal body; ciliary tip; centriole. The record is from RefSeq and is a predicted model, not a curated record. NCBI's taxonomy places the organism in Eukaryota, Metazoa, Chordata, Actinopteri, Labriformes, Labridae. Gene Ontology annotation, molecular function: protein binding.